Molecule: messenger RNA, 4176 nt
Organism: Darwinula stevensoni
Lineage: Eukaryota; Metazoa; Arthropoda; Ostracoda; Podocopida; Darwinulidae
Source: the annotation of a GenBank genome assembly
AAAGAAGAUACCAAGAGUUUGGGAGGGAGCUGUGGAUGCAUUCGUGGCAUGCUGCACGCGGAUUGAGUUUUACCGUUUGUGCAGCGGAUUACGAGCACGUAAUCUAAUGAAUAAUCCAGAAUUCAUCUCCUUGUCUACUUUCCAGUCACUGCCCUCGAUUGACAUCGGAAGAUAUCAUUCCGACUUCUCGUUUUUCUCCCGUUCGUGCAUAAGCAAGAGAAGGAGAAAAAAAAGCAUUAAAAAAAUGCCAAAAAAAAGGAAGACAAAAAUAUCCCAGUCAACAUCCCGUGGGAGCGACCCAGCGACCCUCAGACUAUUUCUCGCUCCAAUAAGCAGUGAAAUUAAGUCGAUUCCAGGCGUAGAUCAAGUGAGGAAAUGGCGUAGUGAAUGGAGACGGGCACAGAUGGAAGCAUUCUUGAUAGGCAGUCUCAUUCCCUGGCCUAAGGAGGUGAUGUCGGGGGGGAUUGAGCCGUAUGAAUCCAACUCUCAUCUUCUGAGAUGAUUGAUCAAGACACCAUGCUGAUAUCCUCCUGUCAGUGUAAAUAUACCUGGAGCCCUGGGCAUGUGGCAGUCAUUGCAGAUUUCUUGGAUGACAAGACGACCGGCGCUGAUCUCACCAUGGCCAUGAUUCCUUUCCCGGAAGCGGAUGGCAGUCUGUAUUACGUUACCGGUGACGAUGGCUUCCCGGCCAUUGGAAUCAAUGAGAAUGCGGAUAUAAAAAAACCCUACCGACUCGUCGUCCCCGAGCGGCUCUAUCAGGACUUUUCAAUUACGGCCGUCGUGCAGCCGGAUACGUCGUCGGGGGGCUUCCUUUUUGCCGUCGUCGAUCCUACUGAACUAGUUGUCCAAUUAGGCUUGAGCAUCUCGGGGCGAGAUCUCGGGAGGCAGAAUAUCACCCUGUACUACACGAGUCACCAGCUGCAUGCCACAUCCCAAGUCCUUGCCACCUUCAUGGUCGACAACUUCGUGAAAGGAGAAUGGAUUAAAUUCGCCAUCCAGGCAAGUCCUUCAUCCUCCGAGGGGGUGCUGGAUGACAACGUGACCUUAUUCUUGGAAUGCCAGCCCGUUGCCGUGGAGUUUCGGGUUCGAAAUCCAAGGGAGUUGAUAUUCGAUUCUGCCUCGACCUUCUAUCUUGCUCAAGCUGGUCCCAUCGUCAAAGAACAUUUUAUGGGCGCCAUUCAAGAGCUCAAGAUCCAUAGUGAUCCCAAGGCCGCGGAAGUUCAUUGCCAAGCUCCGCCCGUGUUCUUCAACAUCAGUUUGAACGACAGUUUUCCCUUAUCUGAGGGCCUCUUUCCGCCGUUCGGUGGGAAAGAGGAGGAAAUGGAAGGGAGCGGAGGGGAUUUCAGCAAUUUUGAACCUCGUCAUGUAUCCCUUCCGGGAGCUCCAUCAAGCCUCGACCCCAUCGACUCCAGGUCGACUCUUUUAAGAGGUCCACCUGGAGUCAAGGGCGAGAAAGGAGAGAAGGGAGAACCAGGGAAGGUUCUCAAGGUCCUCAAGGGAGAGAAGGGAGAACCUGGCCCGCCAGGGAAGUCCAUUCGAGGGCCACCUGGACCACCAGGGCCAGGAUAUACUGAGAUUGGGUCUGCAAGUAUUAGCAGUGGGUCAUUAGGCGCAUCGGGUCCUUCAGAGAUUUGCACGUGCAACAUCACAUCAAUGUUGACUCAGAUGUCCUCUUCGGAACUGCUUCGGGGUCUACCUGGUGAAUCUGGCCUACCUGGUCUUCCAGGUGAUGUUGGAGCACCUGGACCCCAGGGUAUCGAGGGGCCGAAGGGGAAGAGAGGCCCAGAAGGUCGAGCAGGUCCGAAGGGUGACACGGGGGAGCCUGGUGUGCCGGGCUUGCCUGGACUUCAGGGACCUAAGGGGGAGCCAGGAGAAGAUGGGUUGCCGGGGAGUCCCGGUCCUGCUGGUCCCCCAGGUCCUCCUGGCCCUGCUGUUCCUCCUGGUGAUACUUUUAAUCCUGCAUGGAAUCCAGGAUUGUAUCAGUUGUAUGUCGAUUGGUCGAUGGACGGCGGGUUUCUUAUUUCUUUCGACUCAAAGGAAGUAAGCGGGAUGCCCGGAAGGCCAGGGACUCCGGGUUUGCCUGGAGAGAAAGGUGCCAAAGGAGAGCAAGGCUUCGCGGGGAAAAGGGGGAGCCAGGGCGAGAAAGGGGACAUUGGGCCCCCCGGAGAACAGGGAGCGCGAGGAGCCAAGGGUAAGGACGGAGAACCGGGGCCGAAAGGAGAGGCGGGACCGUCAGGUCCAUCAGGGAUCCCUGGGCUGCCUGGCCGCUCAGGAGAACCGGGACCACCCGGUACCAAGGGUCAAAAGGGCGAUCCUGGAGUGGGAUUAGUCGGUCCGCCGGGACCACCUGGGACCUCGUAUGUCAUCGGAGAUGGUUCCAACCGAGGAGAGGCCCGCCUGGCCCCGAGGGCCCUCGAGGACUUCCAGGCGUUACCGGCCCCCCCGGAGAAAAAGGAGACGAUGGUCGAAGGGGUAGAAGGGGGAAACCGGGUGCACCAGGACCCCCCGGUCCGCCUGGACCACCCGGUCCCCCGGGGAAAUCGGGCAUUCCUGGGGACAGGGGUCAUCCCGGCUGGCCGCUCGAUUGAAGAAUGUAAUGUUGGUGUUCCGAUGGGACAGAGCUCUGAGUUGUUUUCGUAUGAAUCUUCCUGUGAUGUUGAAUUUGUUCAUGUUGUGCUUGUCGCCCUUGGUGAGGGGCCACCGGGACCACCAGGCUCACCGGGUCCCAGGGGUCCACCGGAUCAUCCCGGAAGAGCUAUCCCUAUCCCUGAUCACGAUGACUUGGAAUAUCAAGAGUCCUAUCGAUACAACGUUCCACGCUCAACAUCGGACUCUAUCUCUAGUUCCCACCGCUUGAGAAGGAAGUACGCCGGAGGUAUUCCGGGCCGUCGAGGGUCGGUCAAUCCUCCAGGAAUCCCGGGACAGGUCCCUCCCUUCGGAGACCCCGUCAGAAUCGUCCCCGGUGCUGUCAUACACAAAACCAUGGAGGAGCUACUCGAAUUGUCUGAUGUGACUCCUGAAGGCACUCUAGCCUUUAUUCUCGAGAAACAAUUCCUCCUCAUUAGAGUUGCUUCUGGAUGGCAACAGAUCAUGGAGACGACGGAAAAACCGCAGCUCACGACGAACCCACCCCGGGUUGAACCAUUCAAUCUGAAUCACAUUCAUCGUUCGAAUGGACCCAGCGUACGUAUUGCUGCGCUGAAUGAGCCAUGGACAGGGGACUUGCAAGGGCUCCGAGGGGCAGAUUAUGCAUGUUACAGACAAGCGAAACGUGCCUCUCUUGAGAGCACCUUUCGAGCUUUCUUGGUUUCCCGAGUUCAGAAUCUGGACUCUAUAGUCAAGCCUUCUGACCAGAAACUCCCUGUGAUCAAUCUGAAAGGCGACCUCUUGUUCGAGACGUAUGAGAGCAUCUUCAAUGGGGCCGAAGGAUUGCUUUCCCAUCAUUCCCAAAUCUAUAGCUUCGAUGGCAGGGAUGUUCUCAAGGAUUCUACCUGGCCUCAGAAGUUGGUGUGGCAUGGAGCUCUGGACACGGGAGAGAGAUCAUUGGACGCAUACUGCGACGCAUGGCACAGCGCCUCGCCGCAGAAGAUCGGUCUUGCUUCCUCCCUCCACAACAUGCGGCUCCUGGACGGGGCCAAGUACUCGUGCAACAAUCGCUUCAUCGUGCUCUGCAUCGAGGUCGCUAGUCACCGAUCCAACCGUCUCCACAAUGUCUCCGGACGUGAGAAAAGAGAUACACGAGAACUCACCUUUGAGGAGUUCGUAAACCUCCAUCCUUGAUACGAUAUGCGCUUCGCGUCCUUCGAGACUGGAGGGAGAAAAAAAAAAAAGGAACCAGGAGCCAAAAUGAGUACCAAAUCAAUAGUCAGUGUUCAUGUGUCAGUGUCUCGUCUCGUUCGUGAUUGUUUCUUGCAUCGGUGAGAACACCGAUUCCUGGAUCUUCGUGACGACACUGCCCCCAAUGCGUUUUUGUGAGAGAACGUUUGAUAACAAGAGGUUUGGAAACCCCUCCUGAGUGCUUUUUUGUUUUGUUGACAGUUCCUCUUUUGUUUUCUCCUCGUUGCUGGUGAGGAUCGAAUGGAUCUGACAUUCCUUUGUUCUGGUGGUGGUUAUUUUCCUGUGCAGUGAACCUAUAGGAUGUUAAUUGUAAUCGGAAAUAAAGGUUAAUUACUGUGA